CUGGGACAGCUGCACCCGGAGACCCCUGUCCCUUUGCCAUCUCCGGGUCUGCGGUGUACUGGGGUGGGGUCUUCGAGAUCCCCUAAUGGAAGGGGCGGGGGCUCCAGGACUCCUGGGACGAGGGGGGAAGCCCCGGCCCCGCUACGGGCUGCGGGACUGCUGCUGGGGCCUCUGCGCCCUGCUGGUCUUCUUCUCCGACGGCGCCACCGACCUGUGGCUGGCGGCCGACUACUACCGCCGGGGCCGCCCGCUCUCCUUCGGCCUGACGCUGCUCUUCGUGCUGCUGCCGUCGCUCGUCGUGCAGAUGCUCAGCUUCAGGUGGCUGGUCUACGACGCCGCCCCGCCCGUCUACACCGCCGGCGCCCCGCCCGCCACCACCACCGGCGUCUCCCCCGGCGUCUCCCCCGGCGGCGCCCCCGGCGGGGCGGCCCGCAGCGCCCCCGGCGGCCGAGCGGGGAGCGUCAGCACCGCGGACAGCGCGCGGCCGCCCCGCCUCCACGGCGCCCCCGGCGGCGGCGGGGCCCGGCGCACCUGCUGCCGCCUCUGCGUCUGGUUCCUGCAGUCGCUCAUCCACCUCCUGCAACUGGGCCAGGUCUGGAGGUACCUCCGGGCGAUGUACCUGGGCCUACAGAGUCGCUGGCAGGCCGAGCCCCUGGGCCGACAUUUCUACUGGCGGAUGAUGUUCGAGAGCGCCGACAUCAGCAUGCUGAGGCUCCUCGAGGCCUUCCUCAAGAGCGCGCCCCAGCUGGUCCUGCAACUCGCCAUCAUGGUCCACCAGGGCCGAGCGGGCGCCCCCCGGCCCCCGCCCCCCUGACCCCCGCUCUCCCCAGGUCUCUCGGCCUCGGCCUCGCUGGUCUCCCUGGCCUGGAUGAUCGCCUCCUACCAGAAGGUCCUCCGCGACUCUCGCGACGACAAGCGGCCCAUGUCCUACAAGGGGGCGGUGGUCCAGGUGCUGUGGCACCUCUUCACCAUCGCCGCCCGGGCCGUGGCCUUCGCCCUCUUCGCCUCCGUGUCCCGGCUCUACUUCGCCAUCUUCCUGGUGGCCCACUGGUCCCUCAUGACCCUGUGGAUCAUCCAGGGGGAGACGGACUUCUGCACCUCCAAGUGGGAGGAGGCCGUCUACAACAUGAUGGUCGGCAUCGUCUACGUCUUCUCCUGGUUCAACGUCAAGGAGGGCAGCAGCUGCUGCCGGAUGGGCGUCUACUACAGCCUGGCGCUCCUGGAGAACGCCGCCCUGACGGGCUUCUGGUACUACCACCACGGCCUCAACUCCGACUUCCAGGCCCUGCUGCUCGUCUGCGCCGUGGCCUGCUGCUUCGCGUUGGGCGUCUUCUUCAUGCUCGUCUACUACUGCCUCCUGCACCCCAACGGGCCCAUGUUCGGGGCCCGGGCGCCCGGACGGGGACCCCCCGGGGCCCCCGCCGCCGCCCCGGCCCCCGAGGCGGUCGCCGGCCCCCCGCGGCCCCCCGCCGGGCCGGAGAGGGACGGGGUCCCCGAGCCCGGGCCCGUCUUCCAGGUGAGGCCCGGUCUCCCGCUCCCGCCGGCCCCGGCCCGCCGGACAGAAGGGCCCGUGAUCCGGAUAGACCUGCCCCGGAAGAGAUAUCCGGCCUGGGACGCCCACUUCAUCGACCGCCGGCUGAGGAAGACCGUCCUGGGCCUGGAAUAUUCCUCCCCCGCCACCCCCCGUCUGCAGUAUUGCAGCAUCGGGGCCGCCCAGGAGCUCUUGGAGUACGAGACUACGGUGUAGACCCCCCUGGGUGGAGGGGGGGAGGACCAGCUGGGCCUGGUCCUCUCACGAGCCUCUGUGACAGUCGAGGAGUCGGGCCCGGGGUGGGGGGUGGGCGUUUGAGGAUGGCGCUCCCUCCCCCACGUACACACACAC
This is a messenger RNA of Ornithorhynchus anatinus (platypus), 1882 nucleotides long. RefSeq names its product XK related 7 (gene XKR7). Gene Ontology annotation, biological process: phosphatidylserine exposure on apoptotic cell surface; engulfment of apoptotic cell; apoptotic process involved in development. NCBI's taxonomy places the organism in Eukaryota, Metazoa, Chordata, Mammalia, Monotremata, Ornithorhynchidae. The record is from RefSeq and is a predicted model, not a curated record. The transcript is spliced from 5 exons. Gene Ontology annotation, cellular component: plasma membrane.